Cylicocyclus nassatus is the source of this 1858-nucleotide messenger RNA. The record is from the annotation of a GenBank genome assembly. NCBI's taxonomy places the organism in Eukaryota, Metazoa, Nematoda, Chromadorea, Rhabditida, Strongylidae.
CUUUAUGCUUGUUUUGUUCCAGACACGUCCUGGAAACCCUGCGGACUCUGCUGAAGCGCAGAUGAGGAGGUCGGAGGUUACGCAGCCAAAUCUGUCUCGCUGCCUCUUGCAUGAGAAGCUGGAAACGCUUCAGUGCUGCAUCUCUUUCAAACGAAAACAUCAUGAUCUUUGCGAUAACACGAUAGUUAUCAGUGGAGAACAAUCUGAGGAUCAGUCUGAGGAUUCCAAUCCCGGAAACGAAAAUGAGAGGAUCGAAACUGCUGAGGACAGCGACAAUGUCAAGAGUGCUAAGAAUAUAGAGGAUAUGGAGCCGACUGGUCGCUUGCAUCCAUUUGGCGAGUUGCGAUUACUCCACCAUCCUGAUACUCUACUUUAUGUUCCUAUCACUCAGGAUCGCAAUCCUAUGACUGAAGACAUGCUAAAUGAGUAUACCCGGUAUUUUUCAUUUUUGGAUGAUGGAGAUUCUAGGACUCGAGCUCAGCUUGAUGUACUUUGCAGCGAUAUGCAAGCUUUCAAGGCGGCGAAUCCGAAGUGCUGCUUGGAAGAUUUUAUAAGAUGGCAUUCUCCCAAGGAUUGGAGUGAGGAAGAGGAGUGUUUAUCGGAGAGAAUGCAACUUCUCGAUAAUACAUGGGUGAAAUGCUGGAAUGAGGCAAUGCCCAUACCUGUAAUCAAUCAAGCCCGUCUAUUCAACGAGACAAAGAUUGCUGAAGAGGAACUUCAUGCUCACAACAACAGCAUGAUGCGUACGGGACAGUCAGGUGAUGCGAAAGCAAAUGCCGUUAGUAGUAGGCCUCCAGGCUCCUUGUCCCAAGCAGAACUUUGUGGCGAAGAACAUCCAUCACCUAGGCUGCCGAAGACCGUUGUUCGUAAAAAGGACGACAAAAGCACUGCUGCUCAGUUAUUGUUGUCACAACUCAUGAAUUCGCAAUCACAAUCUCCAUCACAUGUUACGGUGUCAGCCGAUUGGCUCAGCGCAUUCCUACUUAACAAUCCCAUUCUGCUCCCACUCCUACAUCAUGGAUAUACUGAAAAUGGAGACACAGAGGUGACUACGUCCACUUCCAUCGAUGAGGAAGCAAGCAAGAAUCUUCUCAACAAUAACAAUAUCAAAUUUUCUGAGUUGAACGUGAAAACAGAGAACGAUGUGGUGUUCAGUGCACAGGAGUUAGGUAUUGCGUCUGGUGGACAGGUGACUGAAACCGACUCGUCACCAACUCAAAGUUCCAAAGAAGGCAGCCCUAUCACACAUGACUUCGCCCCAUCAUCCAAUACAUUGUGGACAGCGGCAGAAAAGGCAGCGAUAAAUAACAAAUUGGAUGAGCUGAAUCGCGCUACUGACGAACUAAAGCAAAUGCUACUUCUCCAUAAAUCCAAUUCGAAGAAGCCCGUCAUGGCGACCCUCAGCCACUGCGACAUCCCUAUCGCCUUACUUAUUAUUCUGAUCUUUUGCGUUGUUAAAACGUCUGGACAGUAUUUACCUGCUGGAGAGAAGAAAGUGAUGGUAUGCGGUUGUGAACUGACAGUAUCAUGGCAGGAUCUCACAUUGAACACCAUCUUCCUACUUAUCAGCAUUCUAAUCAACCAGCUGAUCAAACUCUACCAAGACAAACAAAAAUUGAAGAAAUCCCUGAAAGAAAAGGAAGGAAAGGAAGGCGCAAAAGAUGGGGCUGGGGGUGGCGGCGCCAGGAGUGCGCCGUCGAACGGUGGCUUCUUCCCCUGCACCUGCCCCGGAUGCUUGCUCGGUCACAACAUCUGGGCCGCAGCAUCCAGGGCAGGUGCCUCUCCCUUGCCACAGUUCGUCGGCGCACUCCUAGCGCCGCCACACCCAGCCCCAUCUGCCCCACCCCCUUCCACCUAG